Molecule: messenger RNA, 2313 nt
Organism: Chelonia mydas (Green sea turtle)
Lineage: Eukaryota; Metazoa; Chordata; Testudines; Cheloniidae
Exons: 14
Coding region: 10-2313 (767 amino acids)
Source: RefSeq, a predicted model, not a curated record
UUGCACCACAUGCAAUCUCUGUGUGUCUGGCUGUUUCCUUUCUUCGCUGGUCUCUGCCACGCUGAGCUCACACGGGAGCUGAGCAGAGAGGCAGAGCGCCUGGGGCUGAGUUCUGCCCUGGGGCUGUCUUGGAACAUGGCCCUGCAGGUGUCGGCUCUGGCCCUUCUCCUGGCCCUUCCCCCACUGCUGUCUGCCCAGGGAGCAGGACUGCCCAGUCCCAGCCGCCCCAAGACUCCAGACACGUGCAGGAAGGAGGGAGCCUGGACCACGAAGGUGACGUUUCCCUCCGAGCCGACGGCGUUUCCGGUCAAUGGCACGGUGCAGGUGACAUGCACCGAGAAGCCUGAAUCCGGGCCGUUCCCUGCAAAAUGCAGAGAGCUGAAGGACCGCGGGGCAGUCUGGGAUAUCAGCGGAGUUCAGUGUCUCAGGAUGUGCAAUGAUUGGGUGAGGCAGGUGGAUUUUGACCCUGCACAGACGGAGUUCGGCGUCGGGGCCGAGGGUCGGGUGACCUGUCGUCAGCAGUUCCUGCAGAACUCGUUCAACGUGACGUGCAGAGAGACGGCGCCGGGGCACUUCGAGUGGGAACUGGGUGCACACAAGUGUGUCAGAAAAUGUAAAAUACUCAAAACCUGGGACUCCAGAUUGCAGUUUUCCCCCAAGGGGCAGUUCUACUCCCCGGGUGAAUCGGUGACGCUGAGCUGCUCUGAGGGGUAUCGGCCAUCACCACCUGUGAUCAAAUGUGUCACAAAUGGGAGCCUGCCUGUCUGGAGUGAGACACCCACCUGCCAGGGGGUUUGUACGACGGCAGGAAACUGGCCCCCGUCAGUCUCUGCUGCCUCCGCACAGACAGAGUUUGUCGUUGGCGAGAGGGUUUGGGUGACCUGUCGCCCGGAGCAGUACGAGGGGCCCCCGGCUUGGAUGCAGUGUACGGAGACGGCUGGGCGCGUGGAGUGGGACACGAGCAAUGUGAGCUGUGUGGAAAAGUGCCCCAAACCCAGCUGGGCCUCAGCUCUGCGGUUCGAACCAGACAAGAUGUAUUAUAGCAGGGAGGAACCAGUGACCCUGAGCUGCCCUGAGGGGUUCGAGCCCUCGCAUCCCGUGAUCACAUGUACCGGACGGGGGAACCGGAGCGUCUGGAAUGAGACUGCUGCCUGCCUGGAAAAGUGUAAAGCUCCAGAAACCUGGGACACCAGGGUCCAGUUCGCACUUGAGCAGCAGUUUUACAGCCAAGGGGACUCGGUGAAAUGGAGCUGCCCUGCGGGGUACCGGCCCUCACAGCCUGUGAUCAGAUGCACUAGACGGAGAAACCAGAGUGUCUGGAGUGGGAUUGCCGCCUGCACUGGGUUUUGUACGACGGCAGGAAACUUGCCCCCGUCGGUCUCUGCUGCCUCCUCACGGACAGAGUUUGUCGUUGGCGAGAGGGUUUGGGUGACCUGUCGCCCGGAGCAGUACGAGGGGCCCCCGGCUUGGAUGCAGUGUACGGAGACGGCUGGGCGCGUGGAGUGGGACACGAGCCAUGUGAGCUGUGUGGAGAAAUGCCCCCGGCCCCAGUGGGACCCCAGACUCCGGUUUGUGCCAGACCGGCCGUUUUAUGGCCUGAAUGAAGAGAUGACGCUGAGCUGCCCUUGGGGGUCCCAGCCUUCGCCCUCUGUGAUCAGAUGUGUGAGACGGGGUCAGACCUGGAGUUACUGGGCUAGGUGGGACCGGGGCACAUGGCGCCCUACCCCAGGGAACGUUACCUGUCCGGGGAUGUGCAAUGAUUGGGUGAGGCAGGUGGAUUUUGACCCUGCACAGACGGAGUUCGGCGUCGGGGCCGAGGGUCGGGUGACCUGUCGUCAGCAGUUCCAGCAGAACUCGUUCAACGUGACGUGCAGAGAGACGGCGCCGGGGCACUUCGAGUGGGAACUGGGUGCACACAAGUGUGUCAGAGAGGCCCAGACUCCCCAGCGCGGGGGCCUGGCGGUGGCCGUGGCAGUGCCGAUGGUCCUGGUGCUGGUGGCCGCAGGGGCCCUGCUGCUGUGGUUCCUGCUCUCCAGGAAACGCCAGGCUUCGGCGAGCUGCCCCGCCAAGGACACCGGGGAGGCGCUGUACGCAGAGCUCCAGCCCCGGGACACGGCCGAUAUUUACUGCACGAUCCAGACGCCGGCACACGGAGCUGCAGCGUCACGCUGCCGAGCGCGAGAGGCCGGCCUCUCGUGUGGCUGCACCCAGGCUACGGCGCCCGGUGCAGGGACCGGCUACUGGGGCGAGCUGGGGGCAGUCCGGAGAAGCAGCGAGAUGCCCGGGGAGCUGGAGCGAUGGCUAACGGAGUGA